UGGAAACAUAGUAGAAAACUUUGAAUUCUCGAAAGAACCAAAAGAAGAGAAAAAGCACAAAAGAAAACUGUAUUUGCUAUAGUAGCUGUUGAAAGAAUAAGACUAGUUGCCAUUGAUUUUUAUUUUUUAUUUUUAUUUUUUUUUCAUCAAAUGAAGAACAAAGGAAGCAAACUUGUAGGAGCAAAUUGGAUGAUUUUAGGGUUGCCAUCCAUUUUCUUGCUAUGCAUAUUCUUUUUUCUUGCCGGGUUCUUUGGUUGUACUCUUUUCUCUCAGCAGGAUGCGUCAAGCACUUCUUCAAGGCAUUGGCCUCGGGGACUGCAGGAAGAGAAGAAGAAAGAGUUUGAUGCGCUGCCGCGGGGAGAGACCGGAGAGGAUAAUCUCACUUCGAUUCCUUUUCAGAUUUUGAGCUGGAAUCCACGAGCAUUGUACUUUCCAAGUUUUGCUAGUGCAGAACAAUGUAAAAGCAUAAUAGAAACAGCAAAGGAACACCUUGAACCAUCUUCCUUAGCUCUACGCGAGGGAGAAACAGCUGAAAAUACCAAAGGAAUUAGGACAAGUUCUGGCAUGUUUAUAAAUGCAUCUGAAGACGAAACUGGAAUCCUGCAUGAGAUUGAGGCAAAAAUUGCAAAAGUAACAAUGAUCCCCAGAACCCAUGGAGAGGCAUUCAACGUCUUGCGUUAUGAGGUCGGUCAGAGAUACCAUUCUCAUUAUGAUGCUUUCAAUCCUGCUGAAUAUGGUGCACAGAAGAGCCAAAGGAUAGCUUCUUUCUUGUUGUAUUUGUCUGAUGUUGAAGAAGGGGGUGAAACCAUGUUCCCUAUAGAGAACGGGCUAAACAUGGACGCUACUUAUGAUUAUCGUAAAUGUAUGGGUAUGAAAGUAAAGCCACGCCGAGGAGACGCACUUCUGUUCUACUCACUAUUCCCAAAUGGUACAAUUAAUCCGACAUCUCUUCAUGGGAGCUGUCCGGUGAUCAAUGGGGAAAAAUGGGUAGCCACAAAAUGGAUCAGGGAUCAAGAUCAGGAAGAAGACUAGAUUUAUGUCCACUGCUCUGAGCAUUAUCCUAAAAAUUUUGGUCAUCAGAAAUUGGACAUCCAUUUUUGUUUAAACUCAGAGUUGCCAAUAAGAUUUGUGUAUAGAAACACUAGCAAUACCUAGCUUUUAUAUGAACAUUUUGCUAUACGCUUCUGGGCAGCUUUACUCUAAAUUUUCAAAAGAAUAAAGGGUGGCUCGAUAUGGAAGUUGAGGGGUUUCCUCCCUCUUUCAAGCUU
This is a messenger RNA of Olea europaea var. sylvestris, 1268 nucleotides long. RefSeq names its product probable prolyl 4-hydroxylase 9. Gene Ontology annotation, cellular component: endoplasmic reticulum. Gene Ontology annotation, biological process: peptidyl-proline hydroxylation to 4-hydroxy-L-proline. NCBI's taxonomy places the organism in Eukaryota, Viridiplantae, Streptophyta, Magnoliopsida, Lamiales, Oleaceae. The transcript is spliced from 8 exons. The record is from RefSeq and is a predicted model, not a curated record. Bases 151 to 1032 code for a protein of 293 amino acids. Gene Ontology annotation, molecular function: iron ion binding; procollagen-proline 4-dioxygenase activity; L-ascorbic acid binding.